Molecule: messenger RNA, 1372 nt
Organism: Gilbertella persicaria
Lineage: Eukaryota; Fungi; Mucoromycota; Mucoromycetes; Mucorales; Choanephoraceae
Product: galactose-binding domain-like protein
Exons: 7
Coding region: 59-1330 (423 amino acids)
Biological process (GO): allantoin catabolic process
Molecular function (GO): allantoicase activity
Source: RefSeq, a predicted model, not a curated record
UUCUUUUUCUUCUUCUUCUUUUUUUUCUUAUUUUUAUAUUUUAUUUUUUUAAUCUAUCAUGUACCAUACUGAUAGAAUACCUUUCCGCCAAAUAUCACCUCCUACAAGAGAACACGAUAAUAACGCUAGUACGAAUAUGGAAAGUAUGCUUACUCAUUCUAGAAGAACAAUGAGAGAAGAUACUCUAUCUGUACCUGACAUUGAUUCAUGUGCUGGUGACAAAAAUGGGAAUUUUAGGCAUUUGGUCAAUUGUCAUACAGUUAAAGAUACUCCUUUUGUCAAGCAUAUUGAGUUAAGCUCAGACCAUCUACAGUCACAUAUCAUUUCUGUAUCAGAGCAAACCUAUGGAGCUGCUGCAAACUUGAUCAAAGCUACAGAUCCUCAAAUCACUAUGGCCAUAAAUGAAGAGUCCUUUAAUGUGAGUGGUUGGCUAGUAAAACGCCAUGAGCCACAGGCAUCCGUCAUCAUUAGAUUCGGUAGACCAGGUACCAUUCAUGGUAUAGACAUUGAUAUAACUGGGUAUAGUCAAUGUGCACCCAUUAAUGCAAGUGUCAAGGGCCUUCUCGAAAAUCAAGCAGAGUGGCUAGAUAUUAUUCCUAUUGCAAAUAUCAAAGACAACUCUCACAACUUUUUUGAGAUUAUCAAUGACAAGAAUAUAUAUAGUCAUAUCCAACUUGUCACUUAUCCUGGUGGUGGUGUUAGUAGAUUUAGAGUCUAUGGAGAUAUUAUUGUUAAAGAUUUUCCGACGGACAAAGAGGUUAAUUUAGCUUCUGUCUUUCUCGGAGCCAAAGUAACUCAUAGGCCAUUUGAUAUCAUUUGUGGCGAUGCACCUAAUAUAAUCAAUGAUCGAAGUGAAUCUUGGGAUGAUGGCUGGAUUUGUCCUAGAAGACCAACAGAGACACUUGACGACUAUACAACAAUUCAACUAUGCCAUCAAGGGAUUAUUAGUAGAUUUGUUGUAGAUACAACUCAUUUUAUUGGAAAUUCGCCAAAAUCUAUAUCGAUUGAAGGAAGCCAUGGCAACACAGGCAAAGAAUCAUGGGUUAAUUUGAUAGAAUCUGAAUAUGAACACCACAUUCUUCCAAACAUGGUCCAUACCAUUCCUUGUGUUUAUCAUAAACCAUUAGAGUACAUUCGUAUUCGACCUAUUCCAAAUGGUGGCAUACAGCAACUAAAGGCAUAUGGAAUGGUCAGUUUCGAACAAGAAGAAACCCCUGUUAGUUUAAAAAGAAAGCAUACCAAAUGCAAUGACGCUGUCGCUCAAAAGCAUUUAUCAAGAAAGUCAUCCAGAGCAAAAAAGCCUGUUAGUAGAUACAGUCCUUCAACUUGAAAACUUGAUUUUUUCAUUUGUAUACACAAUCCAUUAAAGCAG